UGAACUUGCAUUUUGAUUACAACGUACAUUCGCUUAAAUUCCUUUCAAAAUGUCUACGUCUGGUAUGGUAAAUCCGAAACUUUGGUCAAUAAGCAGCAAUUUUUCAUUGGUAACGGCGCUGGCUCACCUGGAGAAAUACAAACAUUUCAUAAAAUGGAAACCGAACGCGUCUAUUUUGGAGAUUGGUUUCGCUAAUGGUUUUAAUUCCUCCCGAAGUUUGGUUCCUAUGCUACCCCACGAUUAUAAGGAAUUCAUUGCUACAGACAUUUCCCAGGACAUGCUGGAGGACGCUAGAGAAUCCUGCGUUAUCCCGAGAUCGAGCAUAAUGCAGAUGGACGUAACGGAAAAUAUUCCAAACGAAUUUCGGGAGAGGUUCGAUCAUAUCUUUUCGUUUUUCACUUUACACCGCGUGAAGAAUCCAAGGAAAGCAUUCGAAAAUGUGCAUAAAAUGUUAAAACCGAACGGGAUGAUGUUUCUUUCGUUUUUCGAAAGAUCGCCAGUCGAUGAUAUUUUUGUACGAUUAGCCGAGCAUCCCAAAUGGUGCAAAUACAAACAGGACAAUAUGGUGUCAACCUAUUUUCACAGCGAAUCGCCACGCGACGAGUACAUUAGAGAUUUAGAAGCAGCUAGUUUUAAAAAUUAUUUAUUUAACGUCGAGACGGAAUCGUAUUCUUACUCGUCUGAAAAGGAGUUUGAUGAUUCCCUGAUAGCUGUGAACGGUAUAUUGCCCCAUGUAGAGGACAAGGAUUAUAAUGAAUACAUACAAGACUAUUUGGACGAAAAAUACCGAAGCCAAGUGUUUAGAAUGACAAAUAAAAAUGGUACCACAAAUGUCUCCUUUAGCUCCAAUUUGUUCGUUGUAAUUGCGUCAAAAAGCUGAAUUAUAUUACGCAAGAAACAUUCAUUUUUAUCUAUGUGCGGUAUACGUAAUUCUGUAAAAAUAAUACACUACUUAAUUACAUGUAAAAAAUUUAAUAUAAGUCAAUAAACACUACAUUAUCA
Molecule: messenger RNA, 1002 nt
Organism: Phyllotreta striolata
Lineage: Eukaryota; Metazoa; Arthropoda; Insecta; Coleoptera; Chrysomelidae
Source: the annotation of a GenBank genome assembly